This is a messenger RNA of Armigeres subalbatus, 3081 nucleotides long. Its product is annotated as zinc finger protein pita-like. The record is from RefSeq and is a predicted model, not a curated record. Gene Ontology annotation, molecular function: DNA-binding transcription factor activity, RNA polymerase II-specific; RNA polymerase II cis-regulatory region sequence-specific DNA binding; zinc ion binding. Gene Ontology annotation, biological process: regulation of transcription by RNA polymerase II. The transcript is spliced from 6 exons. Gene Ontology annotation, cellular component: nucleus. Lineage: Eukaryota; Metazoa; Arthropoda; Insecta; Diptera; Culicidae. The coding region runs from base 164 to 2998 and encodes 944 amino acids.
UGGAAUUACGUCUGUCAUGAAGGAAAAUCGUUUAAUGUUUUUAGUAGUUUUAUGCGGUGAAGACCUGUGAGGACGACAUUCAAAGUAGUAAACUUGAUUGCAUCGUUGUUUGACCAAUGAUUGCUUGGAAAGUGUACUGAAUCUGCGGAGAAAUUAGCGAAAAAUGGAGGACUGCAGCGAAGAGCAACUGACUGAGGAGUUGAAAACCAAACGGAUUUGUCGGUUCUGUCUCAGCCAAGAAGAGCCGCUUACUGAUAUUUUAUCCAACACCUCCGAGGCCACAAGCAGCAAAAUAAGCAAAACCUCGACGCCUCUGACGUUGCAGAUAAUGGCUUGUGUUUCUAUUGAGGUGUACAAAGAUGAUGGAAUGCCUUGCACUAUUUGCGACAACUGUCGCCAUCUGAUGGAUCAUUCUUAUCGAUUUAAACAAAUCUGCAAAAAGGCUGAUACACUGUUGAAAACGUAUCCACUUACAGGGGUGUGGCCGGAGAAGCUGCAAGUCCCCGUUAAUCUUUUUAAGUCAAUGCCUGCGACAACUAGUAAGCAACCGAUUCGUCACCUUUCAGUAUCAGAAAAAGCUGCACACAUUUCAGGAGGAAUUAAAUCGUCUUCCAAUGUGCCCAUGCCAAUGUUCGAAUCAAUAAACAUCCAGCCGUCGACCGACGAUCACCUCGUUCAGGAAACCAACGAGGCACCCUUACAAAUUGAACGUAUGGAAGAAGACGUUAAGCCAAAAAUUGUAAAAUUAAGUAUUGAAGAUUUACGCAACAUAAAACAAGGCAGAUCAAUUAACAGCGACAAUCUUAUUCAUAAAAUGCCACAUGGUUUCAAAUCCGAAGGAAAUGUUUCCAAGCAGUAUUCUAUUGCUAAUAAACCUAUUGAAAAGCGGUCACCGGUAAAGAUAAUAAACGGUAGCUUGGGUGCCGCGAGUAAAACACCAGUAAUAUUGAAUAGCAUGAAACCACCCAACAAAAUGGAAGAACAUAUUGUCCAAACCAGUGACGGAACGCUGGAGAUUGUGUGCAUAGAAUCUUCCCUAGAGCAGACCACGGAAGUGGAUCCUAUGAAAAAUGCUCCACAUGUCGAGACUCACGUGUUCCCCUGUACUGAAUGUGAGCGAACUUUCCCAUUGCGUCAGCUGUUAGAAAUUCACAUAAAGAAUCACAGUCGAGAACGUAACCAUCCGUGUGAAAUGUGCGAUCGGCGCUUUUUUACUAAAUAUGAUCUGUCAAAGCAUAUGCUCACUCACACGGGCGAACGACCGUUUAUUUGCAUCAUCUGUAAAGCAGCAUUCUCCAGAUCGACUCUUCUGACUCGUCACCAAAAGAUACAUAAAGACCAGCCGAAAUUCUUGUGCAUGUAUUGCGAGCGGACGUUUCUAUCGAACGAGGAUCUGCAAAAGCAUUUCGAGUAUCAUCAAAAGAAACGACCGUUUCAGUGCCAGAAAUGUUCCAAGAGUUUCGCUUACAAGCAAGGCCUUGAACGGCACGAAGUUACUCAUGAAACGAACCUUCCAUUCCCUUGUGAGCACUGUGAGUUAUCGUUUCCAUCGGCUAGUAAACUGGCACGACAUUUGACGGCCCAUGCGGGAUCACGUCCCUAUCCGUGUCGCAUGUGUUCGAGUUCGUUUAUGUUGAGUCAUCAUCUGACGAGGCACGUGCGGGCGCACCAAGGCGGCAGAGGUACAUACAAGUGUAACGAAUGCACCUCCAUUUUCGACAAUCAGGACGACCUGAUCUAUCAUUCGGCUGAACACGCGACGAAGAGUUUAACAUGUCCUUUGUGUCGCGAACAUUUCGAAAGCCUGGAACAAGUUACGGAGCACAUCAAGGAACAUUCGGAGGGCAUUCAGUUUGCAUGCGAUUACUGUGACUUGCUGUUUACUACCGAGCAGAAGUUGAAUUAUCACUGUCAGCUGGAGCACUUGGCUGUUCUGGCAAUGGACCGUACGGAAACAAAUGAGAAUGUCACGGAUGAGAACGAUGCUUCUCAACAGUUUAUAAUCGAAGAAAUUUCGAUAGAAAAGGAUGGUAGCAAAACUAUAACAACCUUUGUCGAUGGAGAAGAGAAAGAGAAGAAGUAUGUCCAAAAAAGGCCGAGUCAAACAUUAAAACCAGAAAUUGCUUCACCGGAUUAUACCGAACGUACUAAUAAAGACCUUAGCGAGCAAGCAUUUGAGGCAGACGACCAUAGUGGAGAGUAUUAUGAAGAAGAAUUAGACGAAGAUUUUGAGGAACAACCUGAAACUACAUUAAUAAAAAAUGAAAAGCAAGAGAUUUUGAACAACCCAACUCCCGUUCCAGUAACCAAGACGGAACCCUCGAUAAUCUCGAAACCAUCUGAAGUUUCACCUCCUAAACCCACGCAGCAAAAGCUGAAUACUUUCUUGAAAAAUAUUCCACCUCCAAUCACCGCGCAGAAAAGUGUUGGAGAUGUCUUAAAAAAUCUGCCCAAAGGAAUGAUCGUUAAGCGUCCGAACGCCGCUCCUCCGGCAACUUCUUCGACUAUAAUGGAGACCAAAGCAGAAGUAUCGCUACCGGCCGCAACACAUGUGGAGGUAACACAACCGUCAGCAGCUUCAACAUCUCAAUCGACCACAGUUCCGAAGAAACAAAGUAUGCAACCGCAAAAACAAUUUCAGCACGCUCCGUUAGUUACUAGCACCCCUUCGAAACCCGCUGAGUUCAGAAAACCAGGAGUUGCCAUCAAGCGUCCCGCUGAUGAAUCGCGGUCACUUUCUCCUGUCAAGAAGCCAGCACUGGAAUCCGGAAAGCCCGUUGCCAGCGCUGCUAGUUCAACAACGAAACCGCAAACAAACACAGUGUCGAAACCGCCUGUCAAGAAAUCUAAAACUUUCGAGAUGAAGAUUGGUGAUCGAAUGGUUAAGGUUCAGAAAGUUGUAAUGACCAAAGCAGAAGUAGCGGCUAUGGCGCGCGACGGCAAAAUCGAAAUGCAAGGUGAUAAAAUGAUCCUGAAGCAGAGUAAGCCCAAAAAGUAGGUGAGUUGAGGCAGGAUAUGAUAGUUGUAUAUAUAUAGUUGGUGGAGAGCACCAAUCAGUAAUACUAAAAUGAUAUAACUAUA